This is a messenger RNA of Strongylocentrotus purpuratus (purple sea urchin), 1653 nucleotides long. RefSeq lists its product as uncharacterized. The record is from RefSeq and is a predicted model, not a curated record. Gene Ontology annotation, molecular function: protein binding. The transcript is spliced from 5 exons. Lineage: Eukaryota; Metazoa; Echinodermata; Echinoidea; Camarodonta; Strongylocentrotidae. Bases 107 to 1168 code for a protein of 353 amino acids.
CAUUUCUCGUGUAGUUUCUGGAUGCUACAGCUCUUGUUCAAAGACAUGUCAUUGUUCUGGUGGUGCUGAGGAUUGUAACUUUCUGACUGGUGAUUGUUUGCCUUCCAUGUGUCAUCCAAGAUGGAUAGGGGAUCAUUGCCAAACAGAUCGCUUUGAGACGAGCUCGAGGAAGACCAACCCAGGAGUGGCGAUCUUUUCUUGUUCAUUCACGGCGUCACCAGGGCAAGCUCUCAGCCCCGCGGACAUCAAAGCUGCUCUUGGGGACUUUUCUGCAGCGAGCUGGAUUUCACAAAGCAGCUCUAUAUACAUAGAUAAAACCCUCAACAAUUCAUUUACUCACGUCAAUAUGGGACCAGAGAAAGCGAUUUACUGCUUCGUCGGAGAUCCUGAAAUCCCUUCAGAGUUCAUGUUCACAAGGCUACCUCCAAGGCAAUUCUUUGCGUUACCAAGUUUUAAUGGUGUACCAGAAGUACUUGAAUUUGGAUACUACCACGCAGCCAUCGGUUGGAGACAAUGGGACUCUAGCUCUGAUACCGGGGAAGGACCAAUUGUAGGGUACAAGAUAUACGUGCGAUCAGGUAGCAAUGUCGUGCUGGCUAAAGAAGUACAACCCCCAAGCAUGGUGAACAAUACGGACCGUUCCGUAUCGAAGAGGUCUGCUGAGAAUGCCAGUGAGAUGGUCAUGUAUAACGUCAGUGGACUUGAAGCAGGAUCAACGUACUCUGUCCAGAUUGCAGCGAUACGAGAUAGUAUCAACGGUGAAGGAGAACAAGGACUAGCAUUGACAUUUACAACUGAAAGUGCUGGAGGUUCUUCAAGUUCCAUAGCAACUGUCGUAGGAAGCGCUGUUGGUGCUAUUUUUGUGAUUGUUAUCGCUAUAAUUCUCAUCAUCAUCAUCAUCUUUUACAAGCGAAGAAGCAAUGAAUCAGCCACUACUAAGUCUAAAGGGAAGGAGUCCGAUUCGUCUCCGCAGUAUGGGAACCCUGUAUUUGAUCAGUCACAGACAGACGUUCAUACCUACCAAGAUAUCAGUGCCGAUGUUAAUGCCUAUCAGGAUCUGAAUAAACCUGAUCAAGAAGCUAACUACGAAGCAUUGAAUGACGCCAUAACGAGAGAUUAUUCUGAUGUUAUUCUACAAGUCAGUAAUAGAAAGUGUAAUGCUUUUUAGUUGUGCGGUUUGGUACGGUGGGUGCAGAAAGGAUAACCUUAAGAAACUGCAGAGAAUAUCCAAUCAAGCUAGCAAGAUGACUGGCAAAGUGACAGAUCUGAAACAGGAAUGCGUGUGUACAAUACUGAAACAGGUAUCCCAGAUUUUGGAAAAUGCUAACCACCCCCUUCAUCACUGCUAUACCCUAAUGCGAUCGGGGAAGCGGUACAGAUCAAUGAAGGCUCGAACCUCACGAUUCCUUAAUUCCUUUGUCCCGCUUUCCAUUCGUAAAUACAAUGAACAACUCCAGUCAAUUUGAAUAAGCCUGUAUCUUGCCACUUCGCUAGUCAUCAAUUUGCAUUGUACCCUUUCCUUUCCUUUUCAACCGAAUGUACCAGUAUCACGAGCAAAUAAAUAAUGAAUACCCUAUGAUGCCAUAUGUUAUUCCAAGUUGUAGUUAUAUACCGUUUAAUUUAUGAAGGAAAGAAAGAAGAAAGGAUUCAGCU